AUGCAACAACAACAGCAACACCCUAUUCCUGAGCAUCACCACAUUCAAUACCCAUCGUACAAGGACCCCUCUAGCCCUCCUUACCUCCCGAGCAAUGGUCAUGCAAAUGUUACUGGCAUGCUGAACAAGACUAACAGCAACAGCAACGGGAUGGUCCGCUCCCACACCCACUCUCUGAGCCACCCAAACUUGCCGUUUGCGCCAUACCAGGAACAGAACCAGAAGCAGCAAUACCAACAACCACAGCAGCAGCACUUUAACGGCUUCCAACAAGUUCACUCACAAUCACCCUUCCGAGCGCCUGGCAGUCACAUCCCUCAUUCGAUGUCGAUGCCCAUGAAGCCACCAACACCCACAAGGAUGCACCUUCAGUUCGGACCGACCACAGGCGUAGGCGCGCCAUCGUACGAUCGUCGUGGUAGUCUUGGCAGUGGCGGAUACCAUCUUCUCCAUCACGAUAUGAUGGACACGGCCAUGGACUCGGAUGGCUCUUCCGAUAGAGAUUCUGGAGAUGAGGGUUUUGGUGGUAGUUUUGGUGGUGGUGUCACUCAAGGUGCCCAAUGGACCCGACAAGAGGCCCCAUCAGUCGACAUUUUACUUCGCGAGGCUGUUGUCAAGUUCAACGGUAAAGCCUGGAAGAGAAUAGCCGAGUACUGUUUCCCUAACGGAUCCCGAGACAAAGAUCAGUGUCUGCAACGGUGGAGAAUGAUAUCUAAGCCAAGGUCGAUCAAGGGUCCAUGGACCCCCGAGGAGGAUCGCCAACUGAGGAUGCUGGUGAAUGAGUUGGGUGCGGAAAAGUGGGUGCUGAUUGCCAGCCGACUUGGAUCACGUACCGGAAAGCAAUGCCGAGAGCGUUGGCACAACCACCUUGACCCCAAAAUUGACAAGUCCCCUUUCACGGCAAAGGAGGAUGAGCUGAUUUUCAAGCUAUUCGCACAGUUCGGGUCCAAGUGGGCCGAGAUGUCCAAGCUGAUGCCAGGCCGUCCCGAUAACGCCAUCAAGAACCACUUCAACACAUCCAUGCAGCGUAAGCGCAGAAGACUCUCCCUCCAAGAUCCAUCAGAGCUUCAGAUGAAGGGUGAGCACGGGCCUUCGAACGGUGCGGUCUCCCCACCGUUGGCGUCGCCCACCUCAACGUCUCCUUCCGUCGCGCGGCAUAACCGAUUUGAUCCAUAUGAACGGAGGCACUCCAUGCCAUCUUUAGAGUUUUCGCCCAAGGCAUUCAACCACCACCACCAUCCACACCAUCACCACAGCGGGUCGCGUGAUUACUCGGGAGAAGGCAGUGCAUACCAACAACCACCUCCACCACCACCACAUCAUCACCAUCCUCAGCAACAGCAGCAACAACAACAACAUCCCAAUGGCCCUGGACAAGGACCUUACCCUAGGACUAUUUCAACUCCACCAAAGACCCCCGACACCAAAGGUCCACUCAAUUUUGCCGCCAGCAUGUCACGAUCAAUCUCACUGGGAUCUUCUGACCGGAUGGGCAUGCCCGCACCAGGAGGAGGAGGAGCAAGUGCAAACGGAGGACACCCACAUCACCACCACCACCACCACCAGCACUCGCAAUCAUUAUCCCACAAUGGGCCCGUCAGACCCAACCUACCAGGAAUCUCGUCUCUGCACAGCCCUCCACCGCCACCUCAGCCUCCACACAGUGGCAACAACCAUGGUCACCACCUGUACAGCACCUCGACCAUGGCUGCCAUGGUUCCCCCUUCCUCCUCGACCACAGCCGCUCUUGCGUCUCCAUCGUCAUCGUCUACACCUCCCUCCGCUGUUUUAAUGGCCAGGUCGUCAUCUGCCAUGGGCAUCUCAAACGAGCCUCCUUCGCCCUUCUACAGCAGGAACCCCAGGGAUGGAUCAUUCAACCCCAACCAACAGCAGCGACCAGAAUUCCCUCGACCCAACUUCCCUCGACAUGAGUCAGCUGGAGGCAGUUCGAGUCGGUUCGUCCGCGGUCACGAGCAUCAUCGUUCACUGGAUAUUGACCCCUUCUCGGCUCUGGCAGAGUUGGCUAACUUGGCCGACCAGCAGCGCCAAGCCCCCAGGAGUGGCUCUCCGACCUCGAACAACAACAACAAGUCAGUGACGACUACCAGUAGCAACUACCAUGGUGCCACGACAGUCGUCGUCCAGAGCAGCGAGGACAAUGAUGAGGACAACAACGGUCAUAUCCAUCACCGCCAACAACAACAUCAGCAGUGCCACCAGCGACGAGGAAGUCAGGGGGGCAGUGGAGGCGAGUCGAUGUCGAGGUCAGGAUCAGGAUCAUCUAUUGACGGACCGGACGUGGAGGACGUUGAGGAUGCAGUGAUUAAGACCAUGAUCGAGCGACCCCUUGUACAUACACCUACGCCCACUCAGGGUCCACCUGCGCCUGGUCCCUUGGCACGACGAUUCUCGACACUUGGACAUGUCAAGGAGGAGGAACACGGCGAAGAGGGCGAGGAGCAUCAGCAGCAGCAUCAGCACUCGUACCAUAUUGAUCCCCGCGUCAACAACACCACCGGCCCCACGCAUGGCACUUUGGGUCACAGCAAGAGCUAUAGUGGACAUGGUGGUAUCGGCGGUAGCGGCACCCGGGACAUGUCGUCGUCAAUGAUGGGUUACCGUUCCAAGCGAUUCUCGAUGGAUUUCUCGACUACGUCUGACCCAGCCUCGGAUGGCGAUGAGGACGAUGAUAAUAUGGUAGUCGAUGGAGCCGAAGGAGCACGCUACUACCAGCAACAGCAGCAGCAACAAUCUCAGCACCCUCAUUACAACCAGCAACAAUACCAGCAACAGCAGCAAUAUCGCUACCCUACCAAGCAACAAGAGGCAUCGUCGUCCUCGUCUCCGACAUCCCCUGGACCCAGCGCGGAGUACCUAUCGAUCAGACGGGGAUCUGUACGAGAAUUGAUGGCAAUUGACCAUCUGUGCCUGAGCUCUGAAGAAGUCGAGCGGUGUUGA
Linnemannia hyalina is the source of this 2958-nucleotide messenger RNA. The record is from the annotation of a GenBank genome assembly. Lineage: Eukaryota; Fungi; Mortierellomycota; Mortierellomycetes; Mortierellales; Mortierellaceae.